GGGGAGUGGAGAGGAGCAGGUUUCGGCUUACAGUCGCAUUCCGCUCUAAACAAAACACAGUAAAACACAGACUGACCGGCUCGUCUGUUUCCACCCGGGACCCCGAACCGAACUCCGGAUCCUCGCCGGACACCAACGACCCCGGAUUGUGGAUUAAAAAACCCCAAAUAAGGGAGUUUUUUUGUUGCCCCUGUUGUAAUGUGGGAAAUGCUUUCUCCUCUUCCCCUCCGUGGUAUGUGGAUCUGGGAGCGACCAUGUUCGUAGGCAGGUGAUGAAAGGAGAAGCCGGCUGUUCCAUCUCAGCUUAAAGAAGUCCCAGGGUAGGAGCUGAGAGAGGAGACCCGUUGGAGUCGGAGAGGGAUUCGCCGCCACAAAAGGGAACACACGGGAUGAAUGUGCCUUUGUAUCACUGACGAGCAGAACUGGAAUGAUAUCUUGACCCGUUUUACCGGACGUGACCGAGUCAGCGAUGAGCGGGGGGAUAUAAUGGCCAAGAACAAGGAUGCGCGCCCCCCGUCAUUCGCCGUUAGCGUGGUUGGCCUCUCGGGGACGGAGAAGGAGAAGGGGAAUUGCGGCGUUGGCAAGUCCUGCCUAUGCAAUCGGUACAUUCGCCCCAAUGCAGACGGCUACUACACGGAGCACACCUCGGUGCUGAGCACCAUAGACUUUGGGGGACGCGUGGUUAACAAUGACCACUUCCUGUACUGGGGGGACGUGUCCCAUCGAGGGGACGACGGGUCGGACUGUAAAAUACAAAUCAUCGAGCAGACGGAGUUCAUCGACGACCAGACGUUUCUUCCACAUCGGAGUACGAACCUGCAGCCGUACACCAAGCGGGCGGCGGCGAACAAGCUGCAGUCGGCCGAGAAGCUCAUGUACAUCUGCACGGACCAGCUGGGCCUGGAGCAGGACUUCGAACAGAAGCAGAUGCCCGACGGGAAGCUGAACAUCGACGGCUUUCUGCUCUGCAUCGACGUCAGCAAGGGUUGCAAUCGGAAGUUCGAAGACCAGAUGAAGUUCAUCAACAGCAUCUACUCCCAGAUCAUCAAGUCAAAGAAGCCCAUCGUCGUCGCCGCCACGAAAUGCGACGAGUGCGUGGACCAGCACCUGAGGGACCUGCAGGCCUUCGUCGCCAGCAAGAAGAACCUGCUGCUAAUUGAGACGUCGGCACGUUCCAACGUCAACGCAGACGUGUGCUUCAACGCCCUCAUCCAGCAGCUGGAUAAAACCAGGGGAAAGACAAAAACUGUGUCGUACCUGGAGGCGUAUAAAGUGCAGCGGCAACUCGUCGCCUCAGCAACAGAUAGAUUUGAGAAGUUGAUACUGCACACCGUGAGGGAUUACCACACCACGUGGAAAACGGUGAUAACUAAUAUGAAGGGCAAACCGGACUAUGAUGAUUUCAUCACCCUGGAGGGCUCCAGGAAAGCCCGCAACAUGUUCACGAAGCACAUUGCACAACUGAAGCAGGAGCACAUCAAGAGGCGGCGGGAGGAGUACCUGACGACACUACCCAAAACCCUCAACAACCUCCUUCACAACCUGGACGAGGUGGAGCACCUCACUUGGCCUGAGGCGCAGACUGUGAUCCGGAACCGGCCUGAUUUCCAGUACUGGUUUGUGGUUCUGGAACAGACGCCGUGGGACGAGACGGACCACAUCGCCAUGAGCGACCGCCGGAUACCCUUCGACCUCCUGGACACGCUCGACGGUGAGAGAAUCUACCACAACCACGUCCAGCACCUGCUGUCUGAGAAGAGGAGGGGGGAGAUGAAGCAGCGGUUCAAGAAGACACUGGAGAGGGUUCACUUUAUCUGUGCAGGGCAGCCUUGGGAGGAAGUCAUGUGCUUCGUCAUGGAGGACGAGGCCUACAAGUACAUCACGGAAUCAGAUAGGAGGGAUGUUUACUGUAGACACCAGCAGGAAAUAGUUGAAAGGGCCAAAGAGAAUUUUCAGGAAAUGCUUUUUGAGCACGCCGAGCUGUUCUACGACUUGGAUCUGAAUGCCACCCCCAGCUGUGACAAGAUGAGCGAAAUUCACAGCGUGCUGAACGAGGAGCCCAGAUACAGAUCGCUGCAGAAACUUGCCCCAGAUAGAGAGUCGCUCCUCCUCAAACAUAUUGGGUUUGUUUACCAUCCCACGAAGGAGACGUGCCUGAGUGGGCAGAACUGUGUUGAUCUGAAAGUAGAGCAGGUUUUAGCAAACAGGCUGGUGCAGCUCGACCACGGGCGCUCUAAUCUCUACUAUAACAGUGCCAACAUCGAUAAGAUCAACCUCUGCCUCCUGGGAAGGGAGGGUCUCUCACAGGAACUAGCCAAUGAGAUCAGAGCGCAGUCCACGGACGACGAGUACACCCUGGACAGUAAAAUAUACGAACUGGAGCUUCUUCCCGUGGAUGUCAAUUCCACACUGCUCUUCAGCCACACGUGGGUCACCACCUUCAAGCCACACGGCUGCUUUUGCGUUUUUAACUCCAUUGAGUCCCUCAAUUGUAUCGGAGAUUGCAUUGGCAGGAUCAGAGCGGAGAUAGCACAGAGUAGGAGAGACCGGUUUGCUCAGCCGCUACCGUUCAUUCUCAUCCUGGCGAAUCAGAGGGACAGUGUUUGCAAAAACAUACCCAUCCUGAGGCACCAGGGCCAGCAGCUUGCGAACAAGUUGCAGUGCACCUUUGUCGACAUCCCCUCCAUGGCCUUUCCACGCAAGUUCACAGAGUUUCAAAUCAAGCAGGGUCUCCGCACAGUGCUGGAGGGGCUAAAGCAUAACUUUGACGUCUUGGCCCCACUGCCCUCCAUCAAAGACAUGUCGGAGACUGACCUCCGGAUAGUCAUGUGCGCCAUGUGCUGGGAUCCUUUCGGCGUCGACCUCAUCCUCUCGCCUUUCCUGGACUCGCAUUGCUGUAGCGCGGGUCAGCCGGGCCAGAGCAACACGCUGAUACUCGACAAGAUCAUCAGGGACAGCAGGAGGAGGAUCCAGGUCACCAUCCUCUCCUACCACAUGGCCAUCGGCGUCCGCAAGGACGAGCUGGUGCACGGCUACAUUUUGGUCUACUCUGCCAAACGCAAGGCUUCGAUGGCGACCCUGCGAGCGUUCUUGGCCGAAGUCCAGGAUGUGAUCCCCGUCCAGAUGGUGGCCAUCACAGACAGCCAGGCAGACUUCUUUGAGAAUGACGCCAUCAAGGAGCUGAUGACGGAGGGGGAGCACAUCGCCACGGAGAUUGCGGCCAAGUUUACGGCACUCUACUCGCUGUCGCAGUAUCAUCGGCAGACGGAGGUUUUUACGCCCUUUUUCAACGAAGUGCUGGAGAAAAAGCCAAACAUCGAGAGCGCCUUCCUGUACGACAGCUCGUCCCGCGAGUGCACCACCGGUGCCAGUGAAGACGUCUUCCCCACCUCGCCCCAUAGCCACUCCCCGGCCUAUAACACCUACUACCUGGAAUCUGACGACGACAACGAGGCCCCACCACCGUACAGUCCAAUAGGCGAUGACGUUCAGCUUCUCCCCACACCCAGCGAGCGGGCCAAGUACCGCAUCGACCUCGAGGGCAAUGAGUACCCGGUCCACAGCACUCCUGUGGGAGAACAUGAACGCAACCACAAAGUGCCUCCGCCUGUCCGGCCCAAACCACUGCUCCCCAAACCCAAUGUCAAAAAGCUAGACCCCAACCUGCUCAAAACCAUCGAGGCCGGCAUGCGGAGCAACCGCAGGACGCCACGCGGCCCGCCGACGCACGGCGAGGACGUCGAGGCGUCGGACAACUAUGCAGACCCCGUGGACACCUUGCUCUGGUCCAGGGGCUUCCACAACGACGACAUCUACGCCGUGCCCGACGACGCACACAGCCGCCUGGUCAAAAUAAGAAACUCCUUCGGCGGGUUUCAGGAGGAGAACGGAUUCGACAGAAGGUAUCAGGCUGGACGGCGGCCGUCAAAAUACAAGCACCGGUCCAAAAUCCUGUUCAGCAAGACGAAAGCCUACCAAAGACGGUUCCAGUCGGACAGCGACGGAGAGGAGUCGGGCCCCGCCAUGCAAAAAAAGAAAAAGGGAAGAGCCCACCGGGGCAGCGAGGAGGACCCGCUGCUCUCCCCCGCCGACCCCUGGAAGGGCGGGAUCGACAACCCGGCCAUCACCUCGGACCCCGAGCAGGAGGACAAGAAGAUGAAGAAGAAGAAGCCCAAGACGCCAAAGGAACCCAAGAAGCCAAAAUCCUCCAAGUCCCCCAAGCCUCUGUACCCCCCCACCAGGAGAACCUGGGAGAGCAACUAUUUUGGCGUUCCCCUGCAGAACCUGGUGACCCCGGACCGACCCAUCCCGCUCUUCAUCAACAAAUGCGUCGACUACAUCGAGCGCACAGGUCUGACCACAGAGGGUCUGUACCGGGUGAGUGGCAACAAGACGGACCAGGACAACAUCCAGAAGCUGUUUGAUCAAGACCACUGUAUCGACUUCGUGGUGAUGGACGUGGCGGUGAACGCCGCUGCCGGGGCCCUGAAGGCGUUCUUCGCCGACCUGCCCGACCCGCUGAUCCCCUACAGCCUGCACCCGGAGCUGGUGGAGGCCGCAAAAAUCGUGGACUACAUCGAGCGUCUGCAGGUCUUGCGGGAGAUUGUGAAGAAGUUUUCUCCCGUCAACUACCAGGUCUUCAAAUACAUCAUCACACACCUCAACAGGGUGAGCCAGCACAGCAAGACGAUCCUGAUGACGGCCGACAACCUGUCCAUCUGCUUCUGGCCCACGCUGAUGCGCCCCGACUUCGAGAACAAGGACACGCUGUCCACCACCAAGCUGAACCAGGCCGUCAUGGAGGCCUUCAUCGUGCAGAGCGACUACUUCUUCCACGGCGGCGAGGCGGUUGACGGCGCCGGCGGCGGCGUCGGGGAGGGCACGCCGACGCCGACGCACUGCCACAACAUGGUGGAGGCGCUGCUGCCGCUGCAGCUGCCGCCGCCGCUGCAGCCGCAGCAGAUCCAGCACACGCUGCACCCUGACCCGCUCAUGUAACGGCCACCAGGUGGCAGUGGUGGGGAAGAGGGGCAUGCUGGGAAAUGCAACCAAAACAAGGAAGAAGACGAGCCUCGGGUGUCGUCGUCUCCUGCUCCAACGAACGCCGUUAGAAUAUUUAAGAAAGCGUAAAUAACCGGCGGUGAGACGCAUCAUCUGUUGGACUAAUCUAAACGAUCGGAUUAGAGAACUACAACUGGGCGGCCAUUUUCUUUUUUCUUUUCCACUCAUGUUUUUGGGAUCCGAAUGCCCCACUUUUGUUUUUUAUGAAAUGAGUCGAGGGUGGAACUGAUUCCAUCGACCGCACUAACCGGGUCAGCAGGGUCGGACUCGGAGGUGAAGAUCAGGCUCCUCCCACUUUUACCUUCAUGAUAUAUAUAGCACACCGGGGACCUGUAGACCCCCUUAAGACCCCCUGAAGACCCCGUCCCCCCUCCGAGACCACAGAAAAGGGAAGUAAAAACUCAAAGAAUCCCUGUGACUGCAAAUAUGAAACAUGGGACUUCUUCUUCUUCUUCUUCUUCUUCUUCUUCUUCUUCUUCUUCUUCCCUUUUACCCCUACCUCACUCACUAAGAGGAGGCGAGGGAAGGAGACUUCACUCCAGAACUUUCCCGAAGUCAAAUUAAACGGUGGACCUGUGAACACCCGAGAAAUAUAUAAAAAAAAUUGGUGUUGUUUUGGGGUGGGGGGGGGGGGACAUGGACACAAUGGAUGUAAUAAUCCCCCCCCCCCCCCCACUACAACUUUGACCUUUGACCCCUUAACGGACAGCACAUGCACGGUUUGUGUCAAACGUGACGAUUUCAUGUUUGUAUGCGUCGUUUUUUUCCUAAUAAUUUGUAUUUGUAACUUCUGAUUUCUACCCUGUGUUUGUGUGUGUGUGUGUGUGUGUGUGUGAGUGAGAGAUGAACUGACCUGAGGUCUGUUUUACAGCCAGUCUGUACGUUCAGAGGGAAGAGGGGGAUACAAACAACAUAACGUGGACUCAUUGAGAGGAAAAGGACCUCUGGGUGACCCUCUGUGACCCCUUGGUGUUCUCUGGGUGACCCUCUGUGAUCCCUGGGUGACCCCUGGGCACGCGAGUGGAGGGAAAACCACUUCUUGGUCCGUUGGGUUAAUAGGAGGACUACUUCCUCUUCUCUUCCUCCCCUGCUCCGUGGAAGCCGCCUCCCACUUCUUCAUCUCUGCUUUCGUUCUGUCGGUUUGUUGGAAACAAAAAAUGUGCAUGUCUCUGUUUUUUGCCACUUAGUGAGAAAGAAGUAAAAAAAAAAAAUGUAAAGUAAAAAAACAAACGCAAACAAAAGAAAUGAAACUCUAAAGGAGAUUUAAUUUCUUCUCUAACGGGAACAUUUCCACUGAAAGAACUAUUUUUUUUCUAUUUUUCAGUCAUGCAAGAAAUCAAACUCUUAAUAUCAUAUUUUUCGUUAUAUGUCAAAUAGUUUUCCCGAAAUAGAGGAAAGAAAUAUAUAUAAGUAUAUAUAUAAGUAUAUAUAUAAGUAUAUAUAUAAAUAUAUAUAUAUAAUUUAUCAGCAGCGGAGGUUGCUGAUGUAGUGAAAUAAUACCGCGGGGUACUGGACUGUAUAAUCUGUCACGAGCUACAAUCAUAUUUCUUUGUGGUUCUGAUGGAACUGAAACACAUCGUUUUAUUCUGAGUGUGUGUGUGUGUGAGUGUGUGAGUGUGACAGAAUCCCUCGUCGCUCCCUUCAAUCGAUCACGUGACAACUAAAACGUAGUAACUCCUGAACCUUAACAUGAGUUUAUCUCGUGUAAUUGUACUUUUUACACGUUAAACGUGUAUUUUAAUAUUUUUAAAUUCUUCUGUCCACCUGUAUAAAAAAGUACUCCACCUCCACAGAAACGUCUGAAACGAUGACAUAAUAUUUCAUCUGCAGUAUGUAUUUUUAAUAUCCCGAAUACUUCUCCCUCCACCUAAAGUAGCUCUGGAGCCACGGACUCCAGAUCAAUUAAUUUAAAUUGGUUCAUAAACUUCAUUUAGAGUCUUUUAAUUCAAUAUUUAAUUCACCUUUAAAAAAUAAUUGAAUUGGCACUAGAAUGACAAAAGUUAUUUCCAAUUGUUUUUUUAAAUGGUGUAAAAACUUUUAUUGACAGUUGUGUUCAUUAUGAAUGCUUUUUAUAAUUAUUUAGAUUAUUUAUACAUAAUAGUCAGUUUAUUUCAGGAGAUUCUGGCAACUAAACUUCUUUUUAAAAUACAAAUAUGACGAAUUUGGUGGAAUAUUAUUUAAUCCAGAUUUACAGAAGAAUCUUUUAUAAUCACUUCAAGUAAAACAAAAUUAAAAAAUACAAGAUAAAACUUUUGGUUUUUUAUCUCAACGUCGCACUUUUCGGUUCAUUCUGAAGUACCCAGAAUGCAUUUCUCUGCCAAGUGGCUAUUUGGAGCUGAAGCGAAGCGGCCGGAUCUCGAUUGAAACUCCAAAAAAUGAACAUGAUCAUCAGUGUUUUUUGCGACGAGCGACGAGGGACGAAGGAUGUCGAGCGGGGUGCGUCCCAUUUCUGAAGUGUGUCUCCUUGUCCUUGCAACCAGUCAGCUGUUUCCUAGACAGGUGGUGUUUGUAGCCAGAUGACGUCAUCAGGCAACUUCUUUGUGGAGAUUCAAGCUUUUAUUUUUUUAUUUUUGCCAAUAUUUUAAUUUUAUUUUUUAAAGAAAAUAUUUGAAGACUUUUAAUUUGUUAAAUCCAGAAAGAUAAUAAACAAGAUAAAAUAAUGAUGGAAAUAAUGUGACCUGAAAUUAAAAGAUUUAAAAAGAAAUUUUAGGGAGUAGAAAGGGAACGAAGGAAGCGUAGAUUAUCUUCUCAUUUUUUCAAUUUUUUUAUUUUAGUGAAAAAAGGUCUAGCUGAAGAGAAAUGGAAUGCAGCCGGACGCCGCACACAGACUUUUUAAAAGGGCACAUUGAAGGGGACACGUGUCCGGAAUGGGACGCAGACCAACAUGAAUGAGAAGAGUGAAGUGUGUGUGUUCAAGGGGAUACAUAUUCAGAAUGGAACGUAGCCAAAAAAAGACAAUUUUAAAGGUGUUAUGAUGUUGGACUGAAGGGGGCAUUUGACAGCACAUUGAAGGGGACAUCGGGGGUGGGGGGGUCAGCAGCUGCUAGAUACUAAAAGAUAAAGCUGCUGGUCUGUCGUCUGUUCAUCAUGUUUAUGUUCUGUCUGUUGAUAAGAUCUCAUCCAGUCACUCCGGUGUACAAACUGACUCCUAACGUCAUCCGCUGUGUAUUAUAGUAAAUAAAAAGGAUUUUCAGAAAUGAAAAGCUCUAAAACUCUUGUUUUCUCUCCAUAAUGUUAACGAAUAAAGUCUCUUUUUUCAAAAAAA
Pseudoliparis swirei is the source of this 8325-nucleotide messenger RNA. RefSeq names its product Rho GTPase activating protein 5 (gene arhgap5). NCBI's taxonomy places the organism in Eukaryota, Metazoa, Chordata, Actinopteri, Perciformes, Liparidae. Gene Ontology annotation, biological process: signal transduction. The transcript is spliced from 7 exons. The coding region runs from base 393 to 4997 and encodes 1534 amino acids. Gene Ontology annotation, molecular function: GTPase activity; GTP binding. The record is from RefSeq and is a predicted model, not a curated record.